CAGCACGGCGAUCAGUGGUGUGCUGUGGCCCUCAGACACAGCGGAUCACCGAUCAACAGAGCCGAAGAUGUCGGCUCGGUCAUGUGAUCAGCUGUGUCCAAUCACAGCUGAUCGCAUGGCACUGAUGAUCAGUGUAGCCCCAGCAGUUCCACCUGUCAGUGUCCAUCAAUGCCACCUGCCAGUGCACAUCAAUGCCACAUAUCAGUGCCUACCAGUGCACAUAAAUGCCUACCAGUGCACAUCAAUGCCCAUCUGAGCUGCCUUUCAGUGUCACCUAUCAGUGCCACCUAUCAAUGCCAGUCAGUGCCACCUAAUAGUGCCAGUCAAUGCCGCCUAUCAGUGCCAUAUGAGAUCUGCCUUUCAGUGCCCAUCAGU
This is a messenger RNA of Staurois parvus, 375 nucleotides long. The record is from the annotation of a GenBank genome assembly. Lineage: Eukaryota; Metazoa; Chordata; Amphibia; Anura; Ranidae.